UAAAAGGGAAAACUGAGAGAAAAAAGUAACCAGAAUCAAAAUAAUAAUGAUGAUAAUAAUAAAGGAAUUUUUUAACAGGACACGAUUAAUAUAUCACUGCAAACCAAAUUGUUAUUGCUAGUGUUCUGAUAAAUUAAAUCAAAAGUAAAUCGUAUAAAAGUUCAAGUUUACAGCAGUCAAAAAUCAUUUUUAUGUAAAGUCUAUACGUAUUUACAUGAUUCUUACUCGCAUGGUCACUACUUCACUGGAGCAACCCCCUCCCCUACCCCCCACUUCUAGUUAGUAUGUUUUCUUCUGGUUUUAGUGUAGUUUUUUAAUUUUUCCACGUACAAAGAUCAAAUGCCUAAAAUUAUGGCAAUUCUACUUAAGUACUUCACAACAAAUCUUACAUGUGUUUCAGAAUGUCCGACGAUGUCCGUGAAAUGUUUAUUAUGUCAAGAACUGUACUAGAAAUGAAUGAUUGCUGAUUUUGAAAACCUCAUCAUUACAAUCAUGACGGAAAUCAAAUAUUUGCCGAUAACAAGGAAUAUUCCGACGCAACUUUAUCAUGUAUUCAAGGCCGCUUUAGGCUUUGUAACCUCUCCUAAAAAGAGGAAACAUGGCAGGAUUUGAAUAAUGUAGUCUAAUUUCGUUCUUACUAGCCUUCCAUGUGGCCUUGGCCUUUGAAUAUAGCAACGCUGUUUUUAAACUCUGCAAAUAUAAAAGUUUAACUUGUUAGCUAAAUACUAUGUGCAGAGAAGCUUCGAAAAAAACUCUGAUUAUGUAAUUGGGAUACUAUUAUGAGCAAGAAACAGCUGAAGUUUUGAGAAAUUAAACAAACGAAUGGGUCUCCAGACUGUGAUGAACUGAAAAACAAAUCAUUGAAAAUUGUAUAUGCUAUUUAAUAACCUAUGGCAUGUUUUCUGUUAAUAAGGAAAAAGCAUCUAUUAUGCACUCGAGGAGAUCAUGAAAUGAUCUGUCUCUUUUCUUCAUUUGAUGUGCAAAGAAUUUUUAAUACCACGCCAACUUACGUCAGUUUUUUCUUUUUACUGCAAUAAAAAACCACAAAUUUAUUUCCUUUAAGAACCAGGAGCUAUUUGUUUAAAGCCUGUAGGCGUUUAAUGAGGCUACCAGUUAUCUACGUAGUGGCUUUUCUAAGUAGAAAUUAAUUAAAAUCAAAAGGUUUUGCCCGUCUUGCUUUCAUCCCGGUUUUUUACCUCGUGGUCAUUAUCGUUUUCUCUAUUGGUCAAUUAGUCCUAUUCGUAUCUUUUCGUCUACCCUGUAAAACCUCUUAUUUUUUAAAAGUCGUGCCCUCUUAGAGGUUUCAUACUUUGUUAAACAGUCAAAAUUAAAUCUCUCGACAAGGGCAAAGAGCUUCAGUUUUUUCAAAGGUAUUGUGACGUCAUCUUGACACCAUCUCAAAUGUUUGUCCCAGUCUCCAUAAAUGUCAAGUUUAUGUUCCUGAAAACGACAAAGAAUAGAUAUUUGCAUUUUUAGUAUUCCCAUUGGCAACCACGAACCCUUAUCUUUAAGAAGUUUCCAUUUUAUUAUAAGUUCAGGUAGAUCAAACAUCAUUCUUUUCUUGUGUAGUUUGAUAUGCUCUUAUUUAAAUAACGAAAACACUAACAGCAGUGGCGGCGCCAGGGGGUGGUAUGGGGGAUAAUUACCCCCCCCCCACUUUUUCGAAACAUGGUCUACAUAUUUCGUUUAAAAACGGGUUAAAAAGCACUAGGUAGGGGUAGAUCAUAUUUCCUAAGGAAAUUUGCACUGAAACGAGGCGAUUAGGGCGUGGUCUCACUGGCUACGCCCAUUACCCUCCCACUCGGCAGUAGCUGGCGCCGCCACUGACUAACAGUAUAGCAAAAUUAGCCAAUUGCCAAAAUUUUGGUAGGGAUAGCGUGAGUCGAAGCCGAUGCCAUUUUAUCUUUUACUGAAUGUUUCAGUUAAGAAACUUUGUUUAGAAAAGCGUUUUCUGUUUCUUGGAUUAUGUCUUUUCAUCGGAAUUCUAAAGGAAAAUAUGUGAUUGAAAAUUUGGUAACUGAAAGCAAGGAUUUCAGUAAUCACACCAAGUCUAUAGCUGUAAUCUAUUUAUCUGGAAUGCUUGAAAGUUUUGCAUGGUCAAUUCCAUCUUAGCAUUACCGUAUGAAAGCUCUUUUUAUUUAUAAAGGCAAGUGCCAAAAGAACCAUCGUUGAUUUGCAGCUUCUUUAGUGGAAAAUUAUGUCUAAUAAAAGCUCCUUAUGCCUUUGUUCUUGUUAUGGUGUUGAGAAACUUUUAAGGCGCUGAAGUUUAUAUUUUAGAUUUACAUAUCCCGGGUACCAGAGCCUUGUAUGUGUUACGUUUGUGGAUCCGAGCAGAGAGAGACAUAUAAUGAUCAAGACACUUGUACUUUUAAACUCUGAUCCUGAUAUUUAACCUUAGUCCAGUACUCUAACUCUUACUGACUUAUCCCUGGUUAAUGUAGCAUGUAAUGACAUAAAUGACAUGGGUUGUUGACACAUACAAAUAGGACAAUGGCUAUGGAUCAUUACAUAUGCUAUAAAAAAUCAAGAGGCAAGGAGAGGAAGGAAAAUUAUACCUUCUGUUAUAUUUUUGUUUGUGUAAUAAUUUUGUCUCAUUUCAUGAUGAUGAGUGUUUCUUUCUACAGCUUGCUUGUUUGUUUGCUUGUUGUCAACUUAUCUUAAUUCGAUUACGUUCUAGCUUUUUAGAGAAAGAAAUCUAACUUAUCCAAAUCUAGCUUUUGUUGUUCAGCUCUACAAUUUAGGCCAGUGUCCACUGAUUAAUUCUUCCUCUUUAAAAAACGUUUUAUAUCUCACUAAAACAACAUAUAUUGUGAUGUCCCUCCUAUCACAAAGAAAUGCUUUUAUGGCACUAACAUCUACCAUCCAAUCCACAUCUUUUGAAAACCACACCAACAACCUUGCUUUGUUGGAGAAGGGGUGAACAGUCAAUACAGCCAUGCGAUUUUUGUGAACGAUCGCAGGUAUUUCAGUGUAAGGUUGAAGUUUGAUAUACAAGAAAUCGACUAUAGCACCGUACACAAUAUUUAGGGACACACAUAAUUUUGCGGAAGUAAUUUAGAAUAAUUGUCAUGCUUCUGCGAAGGAAAUUCGUAACUCGGAGUUGACGGUCACGUGAUUAUUACAUACAUAACAGGUGCACACAUUAGCAUAAUCAGUUGAGCAAGAUGGUAUCGGAAAGAUGAAUGAAAGAACGGAGAAGUUUCUUAUAGGAUUGUUUGCUCAAAAUAAAUACAAGAAUCCUCUUUUCGCCAUUCAGAGAUGAUUUCCUUCUUAUUUUGAUUGGUGUCUUGUUCCAUAUGAUUGCCAAUAGUUGUCACGGCUUAAUGAGAAUUUGUUUGACUGAGAAUAUAUGCCUAGGCCACAAAAGGACGCUUCCAGUUUCGCUUGAUAGCUUGGACCAGCAGCAGCACAUAUUCUGGCUUAAAAAGACAUAUCUAGUUGUUUGAAGAUGUCUAGAUUAAUUGACUAUCUUAUAGUGGUAGGAAAUAGGCAGCCAGUAUUGGAAUCCACACAAGCUCCAGAGCUUUUGAGAUGUUUCCCGGAACAGCCACACAAGGACUUCCCACUGCCUGUUGAUGUUGUUUUUUUCUGUCAGCCUGAAGGAUGUGUGAGUGCAUCGAAGCGCCUGAGUUUGAAAGAUACGAAUUCUUUCGUGUUUACAUUGACAGAAAAGGAUAGUGGCAUUGUCCGUUAUGGAAUAUGUUGUAAUUUUUUCAGACCUUGUAUUGGACUAAAAUCGUUAGACAGAGAACGCGAUUCUGUGUUUGAUGAUUCUUAUGACUCUAAACCCAGUGGUGAAUCACUGCGACAUUUGGAGUCUUCUGAAAUUAUUGAAGAUGGCAGUUCUUACAAAUCUGUUUCGUGCAGAAGCUUGACAAGUUUAUGCAUUAUAUCAGAACGGCCUUUUUUAUCGACUUUUCGCGAGUGUUUGUUCGUGCUUCGGAAAAUUGUUGAAACAAGGAACUUGGAAACUGUUACAUUGGGAAAGAUAGCAGAGAACUGGGAUGUUGUAACUGAAGGAAACCAUAUGAUGAAAUAUAUACCUAAGCCAAAUUCAAGAAACUGGUCAAUGUUUCUUAACCCAGAAAGCUUUGCAGGCUACGAACAAAUCAAUGAAAUUCGUGAAAUAGAAUUGUGGAUAGACAGGCUGUUAACUGUACCUCCACCUAUUGCUGGGGUAAAUCGAAUCGAAGUAGAACUAUUGCCAAGGCACAUACAACCGCCAUUAACAUUUGCAUUACCAGAAAAGAGCAGGUUUUCAAUGCUAGAUUUUCCUUUGCAUCUACCCUUGGAGCUUUUAGGUGUUGAUACUUGCCUCAAAGUGUUAACAUGCAUCUUACUGGAAAAUAAGGUUCUGCUUCAGUCUGAUGACUAUAAUGCAUUAUCAAUCAGUGUCAUGGCUCUGACAUCAAUGCUAUACCCCCUAGAGUACAUGUUUCCUAUGAUCCCUCUUCUGCCAACAUGCAUGAAGAAUGCAGAACAACUUCUUUUAGCACCAACACCAUACGUUAUAGGGGUGCCAUCAAGUUUUCUUCAUUACAAGACACAGUAUUUCCAGAUCCCAACAGAUGUUUUAAUAGUUGACUUAGAUACGUCAAAGAUGGGCGUUCCACUAAGCAUGGAUGAAAUUCCCCAACUUCCUGAACCAGAAGGAUCAAUUUUACGAGAGCAACUUAAGCAGUGUCUCGACUGCUUAAGCUUGUACCCGCACAGUAUGCACGACUUAGGCGUGUUUGCUGACAACGAAUCAAUCGGCUCCCACCGAACUUCAACUUCGGGCUCAAAGCUCAGCGAAAUAAUUUAUGGCAAUGACAUCGACUCGGUUGACGUCGCUAUUCGAGCCUCGCUCGUUAAAUUCUUCACAUCGCCAAACGUAAUUGGUGAAUUUGCACAGCAUUGUAGGAUAUUGCGCCUGUAUUCGAGGCCAGUUGUCGCAUUUCAAAAGGAUACGUUUGUGUAUUCGAGGCCAACAUCGUCAGAACUCUUACCAGCACUAGCAGAUACUCAGGCUGCAGAAUAUUAUGCCGAGUGGCUCGUUAACCCAACAAACACAGUUUAUCGGAAAGUCCAAAGUGGAAUACUAGAUCCAAGAGUGGUUGGCGACAAACCUAGAUGGUACAGUCACUAUCUCGCCCCAGUUUACUACCAAGUUCACAAUCCACACUCCAGUCUAGGCCAUGACCUACUUGAUGAUUCUGAUGAUUCUGGGCCUCUUUUUGACGACGAGGAUGAUUUAUCUGAUAGUGAUAUUUCUCUUGGUGAUGAGGAGUAUAUGCAUUUGCAAAAAGAAAGGACGCUGUCUGUGGACCUUGACUUAACUACGAAGGCGCGAGAGCAAAUUUCAGAACUUUAUGAUUCUUCUUACUCGUCUUUCAACACUCUUGAAAACGGUGAUCACAAUCGAGAGAUCAUUGAUUCGCAGAGAAGUUCCUUGCCAGCCUUGAAUACUCAGUCAAGUGUGUUUCGCUCAAGAGCACAUAGGCAAGAAUGCUGCAGUCCAGGAUCAGAUGAAGGGAAAGUACUGCCGUCAACAGUUCAAUCGAUUUUAGAUCCAGCAAGAAGUAGCGUUGACGAUGCCGACGAGAAAAGUUCACCUUCAGAUGCAGGCGAGCGUGUUUUCAAGAAGAAACCUUUGACACCAAGUAGCAGUAUUGGCCAAAAAGCGAAAGACGUACUUUCAAGGCAGAGCAGCAGUGCAAGUGAGAGACUAAAUGCGUUGAUUGGGCAGAUAAAACCGCGCUUGUCUCAAAAGAGCUCUAUUGAGUCGGAAGUCAGUGUACAAUCGUUUGUUAGCUCUGGAAGUUCAGAAUGCAAUAGUAUGCCAACACCACCGAUGCAACAAAAAGCAUUUUCGUAUCCUUAUCCAUUGUCGGAAAUAGAAGAAGGCAAUUCACUUCGUUUGAGCAUUCCUGAUCGACUGGUAGAUCGUUCUUCAUUUGGUGGUCAGAAAACCAUUAAAGACACCAGAUUUCACAAUGCUGAAAACCAACAGGUUAUCAAUGAUGUUGUUACAAAUGUCUUAAAAGGCGAUGGAGUUGGCUGGUUUAGUCAGAAGAAGUUGCGUAAAUUAUUGGUCCAUGAAAGCUUGAGGCAAUAUCUUUUCAAACAGUUGUAUGAACCCAAGGAGCAAGAUGAAGAAGACGAGGCAGUUAGCGAUAUACACGUUUCGCGUAACACGUAUCGUGGUAUCGUCGAAUUGUUACGGUUCCUCAUUGAAGGUUACGAACACAGCGCAAAGCAAAAAGGCAUUGGUGGCCUUGCCUCGCUUUUCUCGAUGCUUGAAGUGAUGCACACUCAUUAUUGUGGUAAGCGUAUCCAAGAUGGCGGAGUUAAUCCAUCCAAGAAGAAGGACACGAAAAUAAAAGAGAACGGUCAGAAACUUAGAAUGACUUUGUCACUCGAUGCGAAAAGUGAUUCAAGUAUUGUUUAUACCAGAGCUUCGCCAAUUCAAAGUGUUACUGAGCGUGUGUCGUCCAUAUUUGCUGCCAGUAGAGGAGAUUAUAAUGACAACUCGAUAACUAAAAUGAAUGGAGGGCAAAACGGGUCAGUAGAACGAGGCAGUAGUUCGGAUUCCGCGCCUUCUUUAGAUAGUGUAUCACAUAAUCGUGAUUCAUUUGAUGGCGUAUUUGAAGGCCAAAAUGUGGCUAGUCACGACUCAAGACAGCGACGAAGUUCUUCGCAGAGUGGAUCGUUUGACGACGAACGUGCAGGGCAAGGAACAGUUAAGAAACUGCCAUCUCUAAGCCACACGACCCUUUCAUCAAAAACACAGUUAAACUCAAGCAUGUCAGUUGGUGAUUUAUCGGCCACAGAUGUACAAGAGUCGGUAGAUGAGAGGAACCUCGUCUGCAAGAGUAAUCUUUGUGCCGGAUAUCGAUUCAGAGACGGCCGGCUCUACGAAGCAAAGAAAGAGCGAGUUAGCAAAGGAAUCACAGGGACUGGUCGAAGGUUCAUAUUCGAAGGACUUCUCAAUCCGAGAUCAUCAAUUUGGGAUGAUAUGGAUUUUUGGGAGCAUUGUUUUUACGACAGCGUUGCAGCCGAAAGGGAAAUGGUCGGUAUGGACAUAGGGCCUGUGGAAUUGCUGGAAAGGUAUAAAUCUCUUGGAUCAGCUGAACGAAGAUGUCUUGAAGAAGAGGAAGACAAACUCCUUUCGACUGUUCUUCAUAAUAUGAUUGCAUUUAUGGUGACAAUGCAAGUUGACAAAACAAAAAUGAAGCGGAAGAUUAGAAGGCUUCUUGGAAAAUCGCACAUAGGGCUCGUGCACACGCAAUGUAUCAAUGUGUUGCUGGACAAUAUCGAUAAUCUGCAUGGAAAUGAUAUAGAUCUUAGACCUCUGCGAAGCCGAACGAUGAAAAAGCACGUGUUUGUUGUUCAUCUUGGUGAAGAUCAAUCGGGCCCUGUUUUUUUUAUCGAGGUCUGCGAUGACUGCAUGCUGAUAAAGAGCACAAAUGGUGGCAUAGUCGAACGAUGGUGGUAUGAGAAUGUCCUCAACAUGAGCUGCUCACCACGGGCCAAAAUCCUCUGCUUGUGGAUAAAGUCGGGUGAACUAACAAGGCUUGAGAAAAUCUCAACAAAGAAGUGCAAGAGUUUAUACACCUCAAUCAAAGAAAGCAUGGAGAAAACAUCACGAAAAUUCAAGGGUUUGGAACGUGGAAUGGAACUUGGAGGAGAAUUCGAUGUUGUUGACCUGAACUCAAAUAAAGAAGGAUUACUGCGAGUGUCCUUAGAUGGCAUUUCGAUAAUCUUCGUUGACGGCAAGUGUGCUAUCGACAUACGAAAUCUAAAGAAUUGUUCACGAAAGGAAUCAAUUUUAUAUAUACAAGAAUACGUCCCACAUACACACCAAGUUAUUGAGCAUGAAUUAUAUUCUCACAAGGCUGGUGAAAUUUGUUACUCGGUCUUAUGCCUGUUUUCCUACCUGGCUGCUGCGAGCAAUGGAGUAUCGAGUGAACCUAGAGGCAGUGAAGGAGGAAACUCACUGUAAAACUGUGAAUGCCAGGAGAUCUCAGCCUGGUUUUGCAGCCUGACAGUCAAAUGUUAUCAUAAAAGAUUCCAAGGAACAAACAAAUAAGUUUCUACAAAUUUUUGCAUACGAUAGAUCAUCUUAUAAGAGCCCAUGCAUCUUUCGAACCCUCUCAGUUUAUAUAUUUGAUAUUUCCCUUUUGCUAAGAGUGUGAGAAAACUUGAACAUAAAUAACAAAAAAUCUGCAUUUUUCUGAGGUUGCCUUUUAUCAAAAUACUAGGGGGACUUCUGUUCGACUACAUGUAUCCAAAAAGCCGCCCCCCCUAAACUUAAUAACCCUGUGACCGCCCCCCAAACCGUACAAGCCCAUGAAAGUAAUGGUAAAUAUCAGAUGAUAAACCGUAUGUUGUCUGAUUUUUGUUUUGAGUAGAAGCUUUAAUUGUUUCAUCUUGCUUCAACGUUCGUUUUGUCAAAGCAAGAUUUCACAAGAAUUGGCUUUUCCUUGAAAUCUGCAAAAUCAUUGUUUUUUAAAUUGUUAAAUGCCUGUCUUAACGCACCCCAUAGUUUGUUUAUCAUCCACCACCACGUUUGGUGAUGCUUUCAUCCAUCUCAUGUUUUUUCUUAUAGAGCAUGUUUAAAUAUAUAAUUUGCUAUUAGUUCACAGUCAGUAUGUUGUGAGUUUAAUGCUAAAAUAAGAUGUAGCAGCUUAGUGUGAAAAUUAACUUACACGGUUUGGGUAAGUGAGAUCACAGAUAAGACCAAGGUUUUUUCAAAGUCCCAGAAAAGGGUAAUUCUUCCUCUGGACAUGCUCUAGAUCUCUGUAACGUUUCUAAGAAGAACAAUGGAAGAAAGUAGGGUUGGGGCGUGUAACUAUAAUAUUUCCUGGUUUUAUUGGUCUUUCUCGUCGACCUUGCGACUUCCACCUUGUGCCCUGAUUUGUUUGCUAGGGCUAAGAUAUAAUAUUUUGGAAGCUUGUGCUAAAGAUAAUAAAACGCUUUUUGUUUCUGCUUCAAAAUGUGUACAGAUCUUAUCUACCCCCUUUACCCCUGUUGCCUUGUAAUCUCAAUUUAAGGGAAGCUAGGAUCUCCUCGUGUGCAAUCUUAAAAACUCUUUUGUCCGAAUAAACAUUGGAUUAUUUAAACGUACGGGGGUGAGGUGCAUUGCAUAGUCACCCGUCUCACAAAUUUCGAAAAUGUGUGUCUGAAGGCAAAUCCAUGAUAAUAAGCCUCGAGUCCUUUUUAUGAAGAUUUCCAGACUAUCCAAAGAAAAUUUCAGCAACGUUUGGCUAUCUUAACCGAUGCAUCAUUAAUGCGGUUGAUAGUAAAUUCUUCAUAGGAAGUGAUCGAAUUGUACCCCCUACGCCGACUGAUUUCCUUAAUGUUUGUUGUAAUCCUAUGCCAUUUUGUAAAAAUUCUUCACAUCUUGGCAAUCAUCAUGCCAAAAAAUAAUCUUGAAAGAUUUUAGGCCUCUUGCACGCUUGCAAACCUUUACAACAUGUCACGCCUUAUGAUACCGUCUGUUUAUUAAUAGCGCCUCUAAAUAACUAAAUUAUUAUUUCAAAGAUUUUCUUAAUAAUUGGCCGGACCAUAAAUAUUAUCGAAAUAUUCAGUUCAUAAAAAUUAGCUGUUGUGGGGUUUUAUUUUAUUGCGAUGUUUUACGUUAGAGUAUAUUGACAAUUUCAUCUUUAUUUGCUCUUUUAUUUUGUAUUGUAGAUGAAACAGAUUUUGCAAAUAGUCUUCAGCCUGGACUCUUAUCGCUAUUAGACCCCAGCCAACCAAAAAUAUCAGUCAAUUUUUAUAAUUUUGUGAAUUCAUAGAAUAUAAAGAUUAGAUUAUUACAUAUUCGGCUGAUAUGGUAAAAAGAUUUUCUGUUGUUAUGAAAGUAACUUUCAGAAAGUUGUUUUGCAAAUAUCAAAUAUAAUUUAUUGUAAGCUUGACAAUUACACAAAAUGUUGGCUAUAUUAGCGAUGAUAAUUUCUGGUAAUUUCGUUCAUAGAGAUCCUGGUUCUAGAACUCUCAAAUAUACCCUUUACCAACAUCAUUUAUGCAUUUAAGGUUCUAACUCCCAAGAUCGUUCUCUGAACAUUCUACCAAUAGAAUAACGUUUGUUCGAGUCCCUGUCGUCUGCUUUCCCUGUCAUUUGAUCACAGUAUUGCAGAAAUAUACGAGAAAUAUAUUUGUAAAUGAAUCAAGGUUGUGCAAUAACUUUUGAUUCUAGCGUUAAAGAGAUUUAUUUUUGUCACAAUUUAAAGUAAAAUUACUAGUGUGUUUUUAAUUAAGAUUUGUUAACGAAAGGACUUAAAAAACUCGAGCGCUAUUUUCUUCUUGUCUGUCUAGUAAAUUUCUCCCAGCAUUUACA
Molecule: messenger RNA, 10321 nt
Organism: Rhopilema esculentum
Lineage: Eukaryota; Metazoa; Cnidaria; Scyphozoa; Rhizostomeae; Rhizostomatidae
Product: MAP kinase-activating death domain protein
Biological process (GO): regulation of Rab protein signal transduction; regulation of apoptotic process
Cellular component (GO): cytosol
Molecular function (GO): guanyl-nucleotide exchange factor activity
Source: RefSeq, a predicted model, not a curated record